AUGGAGGAGUCCAUGCACCUUGGUGACAUCAACUGGAUACCUUACAGCACACCGCACGCUCUGCCACUCGGUCAAGGACACAUCCACCCAUCAGCUACGCCCCAUGCAGUCAGCGCGUCACUGCCCACUUGGGCUUCUGUAAUUACCUGGUCUGAAAAGAACAAGGCCCUUCUGGACAGCGUCGAAUACAGUUAUCCAAGAUUUUUCAUCUGCCUUCCACUCCGAUCCCUCACUCUACGUAUCAGGGAGCGACUGAAGAUCUCAGGAGAUGAGAUCUCUUGCCUCGUAUUUCCCUCGGCCCGAAGGGCACGCCAUUGUGUCGCCAGCCUGGAGUCGUCUAGCCCCGACCCUGUUCCAGAGCUCCACGACGUCCGAUUCUUCUUACCCGAUGUCGCGGACUCGAGCGAGGAGGCCAAUCCUUAUCUCACCUUCUCUGUGGUCAUGCUUCCGACCACUCUGAAGAAGCAGGCCAUGGGUGUUUGGAUGGACACUGGUGCCGGCAUAUCGACUCGUCAUGCAGAAUUCUGUUUGGAACAUAUCGAUUACCUCGCUUCGGACUCGUCAACUCCUGCGUUCAAGACUCCAGCUCCAGCAAAACGUCCUCGUGACUUGGCAGCUUCGAGGUUAUUUCAGGGUGGCCCAGGGGACAUGCGGGAUGUGCAAACGCGCGUCGCGCAGCUGGCAACGUCGGCGAGGGACCUGAAGCCCGUGCGAGCCGAAGACGUGCUGGUGUUUCCCACUGGUAUGAACGCCAUCUUUAAUACUUGUGAAGCACUCGCCGCCCUGUCUCCAGAGUCGGCAGUUGUUGCCUACGGGUGGCUUUACCCGGAAACAGUCAACGUGUUAAGGAAGAGUGCUUGGGAGAGAGUCAUUUCCUUCAAGUGGGGUACUGAGGAGGAACUGGACAAACUGGAGGCGCUGCUGAUGUUGCAUCCUGAUCGGAUCACGGCGCUCUUUUGUGAGCUGCCGAGCAACAUCAAGUUCAUCUCACCGAACCUGGCACGGAUCCGAGAGUUGGCAGACAGGUACAACAUUAUCGUCGCAUGCGACGAAACAGCGGGGAACUUCAUCAACCUCGAUAUUCUACCUUACGUCGAUGUCGUCUUGUCCAGCCUGACCAAGAUGUUCAGUGGUGCUUCAGAUGUGACGGGCGGCAGCGUGGUGAUAAACCCCAACUCACGCCACUAUGGCAGAAUUCGCAACCAGCUAGCGAUCCAGUACCAAGACGUGUGCUGCUUCCCAACGGACGUGGCUGCGCUCAAGCGAAACUCAGCGAACAUGGCAUGCCGAGUGCGCAAGGCCAACGCAAACGCCAUGGCUGUCGUUGAGUUCCUCCAGCAACAGCCCUGCAUCGCUCAAGUUCUGCAUCCAUCCCGCGGGCCGACGUUCACCUUUUACGAGAGACAUCGGCGGCGGGAGGGCGGGUAUGGGAACGUCCUCAGUGUGGUGUUUCGGAACCCCGAUUCUGCCCGAUGCUUCUACGACAACUUGGACGUCUGCAAGGGGUCCAGCUUCGGGACCAACUUCACCCUCGCCAUCCCGUACGUCCAGCUGGCUUGUUACUGGACACAGGAGAAAUGCGAAAAGUACGGGCUGCCCCGGCACAUACUCCGGAUCAGUGUCGGGUUGGAAGAUGCUGAUGAAAUAUGUGGAAAACUCGCGUUGGCUCUUGCAGAGGUGGAGAGGCUGGAAAGCGUCGAGGUCGGUCGGACGGGAGUCGAGACAGAUUUGAGGACGACAGUGGCUGUCUGA
This is a messenger RNA of Dichotomopilus funicola, 1752 nucleotides long. Its product is annotated as pyridoxal phosphate-dependent transferase. Gene Ontology annotation, biological process: transsulfuration. The coding region runs from base 1 to 1752 and encodes 583 amino acids. Lineage: Eukaryota; Fungi; Ascomycota; Sordariomycetes; Sordariales; Chaetomiaceae. Gene Ontology annotation, molecular function: pyridoxal phosphate binding; cystathionine gamma-synthase activity. The transcript has 5 exons. The record is from RefSeq and is a predicted model, not a curated record.